AUGGCGCUACUCUCCUCCGCCUUAUUGGCACUUUCGCUUGUUGCCCGUAUACAAGCAUGGCCUCAGCUACCGACCGACGACGGCGACAUUGGUUUUCUCACGACCCUUCCUGUUAUUCCUUACACCACCCAACACCAGACCCAAGCCGAUGCCAAUGUUGCCCCGCGAGGCCUUUCCCUUCCAGCCGAUGAGGAUUCCGAAACGAUGGUCAUGACCCUGCCCGUGACGUCAAGAUUGAGGAGGAGACGUGUCAACCAACGCCGCCCACGGAAGGUUUUGCUCGACAACCUCCUCGGUGAGGAUCUGGAUCUGGAUGUCUUGCCUGUCGCCCCAAAACCCAAGCCUCCGGUUGCGGGUCGAGGUCUGCCCGUUGACGACCGAGUGGAGAUUACGACCUCCUUCGUUACAUUGCCCGUCAUCCACUCCACCAAGCGUGGUGUCUUUAGUCGACAAGUCGAAGCGAAGCUUGCCAACCGUUCUGAUGUGGCCUAUUAUGCACAACUUAACAUCGGCACACCGCCGCAGGCCGUCUAUGCUCAGCUCGACACCGGCUCCUUCGAGCUCUGGGUUAACCCGGACUGUUCUCUCCUCAGCACAUCCGACCAACGCUUCUGUGAAGCCGUUGGUUUCUACGACACCGCUCGAUCUUCUACCGCCGUAGCCCUCCGAACGACGAAAACGCUCCGCUAUGGCAUUGGUGCUGCCAACAUCACCUACGUUCGCGACAAUCUCGCUCUUGCCGGUUCCCAGUCCACGAUGCAGCAAGUUCAGUUCGGCGUCGCCCUUAGCUCUGAGGACCAAUUCGCCGGCAUUCUUGGCAUCGGUGCCGGGGAGGGGGUCAACACGCGCUACAAGAACCUUAUCGACGAACUCGCGUCCCAGGGAGUAACGAAAACCAAGGCUUUCAGUUUGGCUCUAGGAUCGAAGGACGACCAGGAAGGAGCCAUCAUAUUCGGCGGAAUCGACACCUCAAAAUUCUCUGGUCCCCUUGCUCGCCUGCCCAUCAUUCCCGCGGACCAGUCCCCUGACGGCGUUGCGCGGUACUGGGUCAACAUGAAUCAACUCAGCAUCACACCGCCGAGCGGACGCACACGAUACUACCCGAAUAGCAACAUGCCAGUUUUUCUUGACAGCGGUGCCACUCUUACCUUGUUGCCGGCCGAUCUUGCCAACAUGAUUGCUACCGACUUUGGGUCACCUGGGCUCGACGCCAACGGUUUUUAUCCCAUCUCCUGUACACUGGUUAACCUCAACGGAACGAUGGAUUUCGACUUUGAUGGGAUGAAGAUUAAGGUGCCUUACAAGGAAAUGAUUCGCGAGGUGCGCACGACCCCACCGGCGUGCUACCUGGGCAUUGUUCCAAACUCGGACUUCACGCUGCUGGGCGAUACCUUCUUGCGCUCAGCUUACACCGUGUUUGACCUCGACUCCAACGUCGCUUACCUCGCCCAGUAUGUCAACUGUGGCACCCAGACUAUGCCAAUCAACCGGCCCGAGGACAUUCCCGCCAUGCAGGGCUUGUGCAAGGGUGCCCAAGGUUCCAUCACCGCGCCCCCGGCCAGCAACGGCACCAACACCCCAGUCCCUAGUCCCGGGUUCGGGACCGGUACCGGCACCGGCUCCGGAACAGCCCCGGGCUCAGGGUCGGGCUCAGGGUCUGGCUCAACCCUCCCGACUGGCCCCUCUCCGGGAAUGUCUGGCCUGCCGGCAUCAGACUCGAUGUCAUCAGCUUCGAUAUCGACGCCAAGUACCGUCGCAAUAUUAUCGUCUCUCAUUUUGGCAGCGAUUAUCAUGUAG
Messenger RNA from Colletotrichum truncatum, 1797 nucleotides. Its product is annotated as secreted aspartic proteinase. Lineage: Eukaryota; Fungi; Ascomycota; Sordariomycetes; Glomerellales; Glomerellaceae. Gene Ontology annotation, biological process: proteolysis. Gene Ontology annotation, molecular function: aspartic-type endopeptidase activity. The record is from RefSeq and is a predicted model, not a curated record.